AUGACAACAAAAAUAGUAACAUACACAUCAUCUAUGAAAACGUCUUCUACAAUCUUCAUCGAUAACGUUCUUCUGCAAAACACACAGAUUAAACUGUCGUACAUACACGUGCAGUUUAUAGACAACCUACAAUCUACUGGACUAGAUCAAUUCUCAGAUAUUCUUGCUCUUGAUGGAACCUAUAUUCCUGUGCAUAGCAUUGAGCAAAUAUCCACAAAAUAUCAUAAAUCAAUAGUUUGGAGCAAAAAUAUAAUAGAAGCAGUUGUUUCAUUCAUCAAUCAUACCAAAGAUACACUCACAACUAGUUACAUUAUUAUCCACACUGAUCAAGGCAUAGAUAUAAAACAAAGAUCACACAAUCCAAUACAUAACAAACCUCCAUUCAUCAAUACAUGCAAGCCUCAAUCGCUUCAUACCUUUGACUCAUCCCAGUAUCUAUAUUCCAGGUUUACUAACUUACAUAAACACAAAAAGAAGCCAAUAGAAACAAUAUUUAAUCGUUUGAACAAGGCAAACCAAAAUCGCAACAACACAUUAAAACAUUAA
Molecule: messenger RNA, 546 nt
Organism: Ordospora colligata OC4
Lineage: Eukaryota; Fungi; Microsporidia; Ordosporidae
Exons: 1
Coding region: 1-546 (181 amino acids)
Source: RefSeq, a predicted model, not a curated record